CAUGGGCAUUGAUAAUGAAAGUGGUGAUAAUAAAGAAUAUAAUGAACCAGUGCAAGCAUCAAACAUGGAAAUUGACACUGAUAAUGAAAAUGCAAGCUCUAAUGAUAUUGAGAACUGCAUAAAUCACACAGAUAAUAUUGAAGAGGAUUCUUUUGAAAUAUAUGAUACAAUCACGCCUGCAGAACCAGGGAAGACAUUCCAACUUGUUAUUGGAGAGAGUCAGAAAGGAAAUGAUAUUUUGCUUCACAAUGGCUUUGCUUUUAAUAGGAAGGGCAAAGAGUGGCAUUAUAAUAAUGUGGAGAUGUUCAGUUAG
Molecule: messenger RNA, 313 nt
Organism: Dimorphilus gyrociliatus
Lineage: Eukaryota; Metazoa; Annelida; Polychaeta; Dinophilidae
Source: the annotation of a GenBank genome assembly